AUGAUGUUCUUCGCCGCCCUCCUAUACGGCGUGACACCAUUUCUUAUCAUGGCGUACAGCUGGCACCAAGGGCAGACACCUCUGGUGAAGCUGCUUCCGUUCAAGUUGGCCCUGCCGUAUGAUUCACAGGACACCCUCUUCUUCGUGCUCACGACGCUGUUUCUCAACUAUGCGUCGACCCCAACCAUCACCUCACAGGGCAGUGACGCGCUGUUCAGUGGCGUAUGUCUGUACGUCCACGGUCAGCUCAAGGGAAUAAAGCUUGACCUGGAGGCACUUGCCACGCCGGAAUCUGGCCGCACCAUCGGCGCAGAUCCCUUAAAAGCGGACCCCUUGGAAGCACGUCACGUUAACCGCGAGCUGAGGCGAAUCAGCGUACGCCACCAGCAAGUCAUCGAGCUGGUCGAUGAUGUCCGCUCCGCGUUUUCCACGAACGUGCUGCUGGUGUACACCUGCACGGCACUCAUCAUGUGCAUCGUCUGCAUUGCAAUGCUGAUCGUAAGUCCCCCCAUUCACGUGUUCCAUUUUUCAACAGUGACAUACCGGUGUUCACUCAACCGACAGGUCGAAGGACUCUACAAGCUAACCUACUUGCCGUACGCCAUUGCCGAGCUGGUGCUUCUGUUCCUGUGCUCCUACAGUGGCACCAUCAUACGUGAUUCGGUAGUAAAAAACACAUUUCCAAUUCCACGCAAAUUAAUCAUUGCAAUUUUGGUUUUCCUUCAGAGUGAAGCCAUCCAAACGGUGGCAUACAGUUUUCCCUGGUACCGGUACAACCGCGAUACGCGCCAUCUGAUACAGAUGAUGAUGAUUCGGGCGCAGCAUGGAUCGAAUUUGGAUGUUCCCUUUUUCGAGACCUCUAUGGCCACCUUUUCGACGAUUGUUCGUACGGCUUCCUCGUACAUUACUUUGAUGAAAUCAUUUUUGUAA
Anopheles coustani is the source of this 930-nucleotide messenger RNA. Its product is annotated as odorant receptor 10a-like. Gene Ontology annotation, biological process: detection of chemical stimulus involved in sensory perception of smell; sensory perception of smell. Gene Ontology annotation, cellular component: plasma membrane. NCBI's taxonomy places the organism in Eukaryota, Metazoa, Arthropoda, Insecta, Diptera, Culicidae. Gene Ontology annotation, molecular function: olfactory receptor activity; odorant binding. The record is from RefSeq and is a predicted model, not a curated record.